UCGUCCGAAACGAAGCGCCUUCACAGCGCUCGCCACUUUCCUUUCCUAUGAAGUCGCGGAGCAACCUUUCUCGAAAAACAAUCGAUCGGUUCUCCACUCGUCGAUCUUAGUAACGUGACCUCGCGUUUUCUUCAACAUCUCGUUGCAGUUUGCGGUCAGGCGACCGGUGCCGGUGAAUCGUGUAACGGUGGUGUGGAUGCUCCUGUGCUCGAUGGUGGUUGAUGAGCCUGGCCGCAGGAAACACUUCUGAGGACUUCUUCCCUCUUCCUUAAAAAUUAUCUCGCCGUCUCGAAGAGGAACGCAGGAUUAUGGCAUCGUACAGAAGCUACGGCGAUACGGGAGCAUACCGGAGUAGAACCGGCGUCAGUGUUGCUAACACAUUCGGUAGAAAUACUUCCGGUGGAAGUAACCUGCCAAGCUGUAGAAGCAGCUAUUCCGGAGUCGGAUCGAGUUCUGCUCGAGCUGCCGCCAAGGAACGGGUGCUUGCUGGUUUUGGAAGCGCUUUUCUCAAAAAAGAUAAACUCGAAGAGAAAUCUACAUACAAAUUUUCAUGUAUCAAAGAUAUCGACAAAAGUCGGUUGCAUUCCGGAAGAUCGUCGUCGGAAGACGUGAGGGCGAAAAGCCCGCUAUCUGACAGUAGGUCAUCUCUCCUCGAGAAAUACUCGUUCUCAGCUGGCAAAACAUCGGAGAGGCCGUCUUCCGUGUUGGACAGAUAUAACCGACCGGCUUCGCGGGAGAAGAGCAGAGAGCCUGAAGGAAUAACGCGGUACGGAUCCAGCACAUAUCCCGGAUCCGGCCUUGGUCGAAAUUAUGGCAACGAUGGUAGGAUCGAGAAGAAGGAUCACCCACCUUAUAGAGGAUUGCGUCCUAAUUCCGGAAGGACAUCGCGGGAGCCCAGUCCAGAGGUCGGUGUUGGAAAAACAAAUUCCUACAGAAUCUAUUCGAGAGCACCGUCUUAUGGUCGUUCAGCUACUUCGCCUAGUACAUCCGAAUCGAGCUCGGCUACAAUCUCGACGAGAUUUGGCUCGACAGCUGGUUCACGGUUUCUCUCAUCGCGAAGCGGCAACGAACGAGUGUCUACAGCUCAAAGCUACCCCACAACGGAUAGAUUUCGAAGCUCAAGCAAGUUGACCAACCAGAAAGACGAAGAAGAACUAAAGCUUGAUGCAAAAUCUGAAAAAAAUGAUCAUGAACCAUCGAAAACGGCAAGCCAAAUGGAAGAAGAUGAAACUAACAGUAGAUUUUCUGACAGCGAAUUUCUGACGUUAAAGAUGACGACCAGAGGCACUUCACCAACGCCUCCCGCGUCUUCGUCUUACGUCAGAAGCAGACGUGCGGAAAUCGAUAUUGUUCAUCAAAAAGAAGUGAUUAGACCUCGAAAACUGCCGGAUUCUACAGAUGGAGAAACACAGUGCGAUCGAAUGAAAGAGACAUCGAGGUUCUCGAGAUAUGGCGGUGGCAAUAGAGUGCCCUGGUCGUAUUUGGAUAAAUACUCGUCAGGUACGACUGGAAAUUCAUCGAUGUAUUCGUCCAGAGGAUACAGUAACGCAAAUUCCACCGGUGAUAAACUCAACAGUUUUGCGUAUACGAGAACAAGCGAAGCCUCAGCAACUACGAGAAAUGAAUCUGCUGUUAAAGAAUCGAGUUCUAGUCAGGAAACUGGAAAAAAGGAGAAAAUAUUCGAUAGUUUAAAUUGCACAAAGACUGGUGACGACUCAUCGGCAUCUAUUGAUUCGAAAGAAUCAUCGAGCAAUCGAGAUAUUCAAAAGAAAAAUAAAAAAUCUAAUGAAACCAAAGUACGAGAUAGCGAACAGUGUUCCUGCGGUGCGCGAAAGACUGAAAUGAACGAGAAUUCUAGCAGUACCAGAACUUCCAACCAAGAUCUCGCAUUUCACCGUACAGAGAAUUUGGCAAUACCGGAUUCCCGGGAGAACAAAAGUGGCCGUCAGGAGCAGAAUAAUAGACAAAGUCCUGCGUCGAAGUGUUACGAAUAUAAUCAGAAGAGAUCAUCUAUUUCGCUGAAAUGUUCUUCGCCAAAGAGCGAAAUUCCAAAAUGCUCUUCAAGAACUGAAUCAACACCAUCGAAAUUCGAAGCAUACUGCGAAAGAAGAGGAUCCAUGCCUAAAUCUGAUGGCAAUUUCUCUUCUAGAGCCGAAGAAUCUCUUCGUAUUGUAGAAGGACAUUGCCAGGACCAAAAUGAAGAAGUUAUAUCUUUAAAACGUGAUGCUUCGCAAAGAAAAGAUUCUACGUCAAGCAGUUCUUCGCAAAGUCGUUCAGCAUCGACAGCGCAAUCCCGUAAUGUGUCGACGAAGAACACGUCGCGUCAAAUGACGCGGACCAGUUCAUCAGACGGAUCAUCUGUAGGCCUGCCAAUUGGCAGAUCGAAAUCAUCGUCAGCCAGUUCCGUGACGAGUCAGGGUGUAAAAAUAAAAGCGACGACGCCGCCAUCGUCCGGCAAAUCAUCCGGCAAUUCGGUUCCACCGUCAGUGAAUCUACGACAAGGCGGUUCGCCGGACGCGCGCGGCAAACCACCUGUACCGAAGAAUGAUACUACGACCGCCGCCACGACGAAGUGCAUCGUGGCAGCGAAGUACGUGAACAAGGACUUCCGCAAGUCGACCUUGAAUAUGGAAAACGGCGAUCCGUUGCGCUCCAAGUACACGAGAAGAAAGAAAAGUCAGAGAACCAGCUCUCAAGAUUCCGAAACAAUCUCGGAGUGUGUUUCCCAAGCCGCCUCUUCGGGGUCUCCGAUCUCGAUGAAAUCCGAUCGAUCGAGAUUGAGAACUCCAUCGGGAGGAUCGAGACCGAUGAUCGGAAGGAGCGACUCGAAUGGUUCAAUGAGAUGGGAAAAAUCGAGGAAAUCCAAGUCACCUUGCGGAACAAAGAGGCCGUCUGCGACGUCAAGUUCCAACAGCAGUAAUCAGUCGACCUCGAAUUCUUCCAGUAGCGAGGACGAUGACGAACGCACUGACAGACCGAAUUCGAGACGAAGAAAAAAACGAGCGUCGAAGUCGCCCACGCACGAGACAAGAGGUAAGAUUAGUGCGGGAUCGUCGAGAACAAGCGUGCUGGCGUCAUCAGCCGAUGAAAUAUCUAUGACAACGGAGAAACCACCUAGGCCACCUUCCAGUCCGCGGUCGAAAAGUGAUCGCUCCGCGAAGACGGAAGAGGCCAAAUCUUUUCUGAUGAGAGCAUUAGCACCAGUGACAAACUUUUUUAAGACUAAAAGUCAGGACUCCGGUGAUACGAGCAAAUCAGGUGGUUGGGUUGAUUACAAUGACGAGAAUUAUGAAGUCAGUAAUAAGACGGGACUACCGCUGUCAUCUUCGAGAUCAAACCUGUCGAAAAGUCCGAACAAUUGCGAAAGAAACGAUGGGAUAAGAGGAAAUAAUUCAAGGCUUCAGCAUCAGUCUUCUGGAGAGAAACCAUGGUGGUUGGAUUCGAAUUCCGACAACGUUCCUGACGGGGUUGAAAGAGUUAGUCCAUGGAACAAUGAUGUUAGUCAAGACACAACGGUCAGCACGGUCUUGCCGGACGAUGGAAAGUACAAGCUGAAAGUUUGGCGACAAGAGUCGGGAGAGCGUGUCUGGUGGUUGGACGACAUUUCAGCGGAGGAAACGAAGAAAUCAUCCUCGUCGGCGUCUCCAAUCUCGAGACGGGGAUCCAGUCGAGGCAGUUUUCGAUCAGUCAAUCGACGAAAUCGCAUCAGGCAUCAGCAGUCCGGCGAACGAGCAUGGUGGAUGAGCGACGACCCCGAAAAAGUCCCGGAGGGCAUAGAAGUCAUCCCUGUUACAUCUCCUGUAGCAUCUAUCGACUGCGUCGACAAACCUGACUUGGUCGAUAACGACCUUUACUCUUCGAAGCCGCUUAAGAAAAUCCGACAUAUUGAAUCCGGAGAGAAAGCAUGGUGGAUGGACAGCUCCUCGAACAUUCCUGACGGCGUCGUCAGAAUCCCUGCGGAAACUUCCAACAGCACUUCCGACUCCUCCGAGUCAUACGAGAAGAUCGAUAUCGGCGUUAACCGUGAACCUGAAACGUGUGUUAAGAACGGCCUCUCCAGAUUUCCUAUCGAAUUUCCGCCACCACCGCCCGAGGAGCCGUUGGGGGAUCGUGCAAGUCCAGAAGGGGUCGAGAAUCCACCUGAUCCACCAGACAAUUAUGGUGGACGAGACUCGCCUUACGACAAUGUGCAACCGACACCCCGAAGAUUGUCACCAAGGAAACGACCCUCUACGUUACCGUUGUUUAUUGGCCAGCACACUGACAUCGAUGAUGUACUCGGUGAUACAGCUGCCUUGUAUCACAGUCCUGUUCUCUCUCGUGUUCGUAAACAGCAACGCGUUGAAGAGGACUUUUCCGAAGACAGUUCUGAGUGCGAAGAAAUAGAUGCAACUCAGGUAAUCAUUCAUGACAGCACGCCGCAAACACCGGUGAUUCAACGAAGGAACCGAGAUAAUGAGAGGAUUCAACCCGAUGGCUACAUUCCGCUCGACGACACGGCGCUCCAGCUGUACAAGGGCGGUGAUUAUGGCGCUUAUUUGGACCUGGAGGCCUCUAUCAACGAGCAGCAGGAAGAAUUUGAGGGCUUCCAUGAAGGUGAGAGCCGGAAGAACGCGAUCAUUCUCAGGACCCAGCUGUCCGUGAGGGUUCACACCAUCAUAGAAAAAUUGCUGAACAGCGAGGGCCGCGAGCUGCGACGGGCCCUCUUCUCCCUCAAGCAGAUCUUUCAGGAGGACAAGGAUCUGGUGCACGAGUUCGUGCAAAAUGACGGACUCGCCUGCCUUAUCAAAGUCAGCAGUGAGGCCGACCAGAAUUACCAGAAUUACAUUUUACGAGCACUCGGCCAGGUGAUGCUGUACGUCGACGGUAUGAACGGGGUGAUGGAACACGGGCAGACAGUGGAAUGGUUGUAUACGUUAAUUGCUAGUCGUUUUCGGCUGGUGGUGAAGACGGCGCUGAAACUGCUGCUCGUGUUCGUCGAGUACGUGGAAACAAACAGUCUGCUGCUGGUCAGGGCUGUGAGAACGGUGGACCAGGCCAGGGGUGUGGUGCCGUGGAUUAACGUGAUGAAACUCCUCAAGGAUUACGAUGCCGCCGACACGGAAUUGCUUAUAUACGCGACGACUUUGAUUAACAAAUGCUUGAACGGCAUACCCGAUCAGGACACUUACUACGAUCAGGUGGACUGCCUCGAGGAGCAGGGUAUGGAGGGCGUUAUCCAGAGGUACAUGUCGAAGCAGGGCACAGACCUCGACCUGCUCAGGCAGUUUCAGAUCUACGAGGCGGUGCUGCAUCACGAGGACGGCGACAGGGGCUCGCCUAUACGCCAGUUGGAUGAUAAUAUAAGGAAGACUUUACGAAACCGAAAGUCUUUAGUAGAUUCUCACGAACGACGAAAGUCUCGGAGGCAUUCGACAGGUAAUUCGCCCCUGUCGAUGUCCUUGAACGCACGUCUGAGUCCACGGCUAAAUCAUUCUCUAGGGAUGAGCUCACUGAACAACACCUUGAACUCGAGCUUACCAGAUGAUGACAACGAAUCAAGCAGCUCUCAAAGUUCCCAGGGUCAUCUAGGCGAAGUUCAGCUCAAUGGCAAUUAUAAAGAGAAUAAAGGAAACACAAUUCCGCGUGUUUCAGUGGACGUUGGUGUCACACCGGCGCUAAGACGGCGAAGAGAACGCGCGGAAAGACAGAGGAGUUUCAUUAGAGAGCAACAAGAGGCUACCGCAAACAUGAGAGCUUCGCUUGGUCACACCGACGAUCAGGAAAGUCAGUUUGCAUCAAAUAGUCUGCGAUAUACGAAUGGCACCACUUACGAGAGAAACGCUGAUUCUCCCUCGAACAAGUUGUCCAGAACGAACAGCAGGAAGGACUUGACGCCCUUGAUGAAUGCCGCGAACAAGCUCGACUCGGAGGAGAAGAAGCCGUGGUACGGCAAAAGCCCCAAUGAAGGUGUCGAGUACGACGAGAAUAAUCACAUCGACGAAGACGAAGAUCGUCGAGUGGUUCUACAGCUUAAGAGGGAAGGAACCGUCAAGGAUCUCACGCAGAAGUUAGCAGCGCAGAAUCUUAUACCUAGCAGCCCCGUGGAGGAGAAAGUUUCCAGGAUAGGAGACAUGAGCGGAUUGAUCUCGAAGGCGAAAGAGGGCCUUGCGAAGUCGAAAUCAAAAGCGGACGUGCUGAAGUCACCGACCAGCGACAACCUGCCUAAGCUGCAGGAGACGAAGAAAUCCGAGAACGAGCUGCACUGGGAGGAGCUGGUGAAGAAGCUGAAGCGACCGCUGGCGCUCUGCGAUUUAGAUUUCACCGAUUUGAAUUCCGAGGACGAGAUCGAUGUGCUGGGAUCCGCUAACGUAACGAAUGGAGUGCCGCCGCCGCCGCCACCGAUGGCGCCUCCGGGCGGAGACGCGCCCCCGCCGCCUCCGUUGGGCGCAAAACUGCCGCCGCCGCUUCCUCAGGGCCCGCCGCCGCCCUUCGGAGUCAGUUUGAAGAUAUCGAGGCCGCCGCCGCCGACCAGCGAGACGAGCAGCGUGCCGAAAAGUCCGCCGUCGUUGCUCGCGAAGAAGAGUAAAAAGACGGUGAAGCUGUUCUGGAAGGAGGUGCGGGAGGACCUUAACAUUCUCGCGCGACUCGACAAACACAAGAUGAUCUGGGACGAGCUGACACCCGUGGCCGUCGACACGCAGAAGCUCGAGCAUCUUUUCGAGAGCCGCGCCAAGGAUCUCAUCACCAAGCAGAAGCAGCAAGAGAUGAAUAAGAACAAGGAGAUCAUCGUAUUGAACCACAAAAGGUCGAAUGCCAUCAACAUCGGUAUGACGAAAUUGCCGCCGCCGAGAUCUAUCAAGACUGCAAUUUUAAAAAUGGAUGCUACUAUCAUGAAUAGAGAGGGUAUCGAGAAACUCCUGACGAUGCUGCCCACCAAGGAAGAAAAGUCCAGGAUACAAGAGGCGCAGGCCGCCAAUCCUGACCUUCCUUUAGGAUCAGCCGAACAGUUCCUGCUGACUUUGACCUCCAUCUCGGAACUGCCAGCAAGAUUGAAGCUUUGGGCUUUCAAACUAGACUUCGAAAACUCUGAAAAGGAAAUCGCGGACCCUUUGAUGGAUUUGAAGCAGGGUAUGGAGACCUUGCGAGUGAAUAAAACGUUCCGCGGGAUUCUAAGCACGCUCCUUUCGAUCGGGAUAUUCCUCAACGGAAAUGAGGUGAAGGGCUUUCAGCUGGAAUACCUCGUCAAAGUACCUGAAGUGAAGGAUACGGUUCACAAGCACUCACUGCUUCAUCAUCUCUGCCACAUGGUGAUGGAGAAGUUCCCGGAUUCUACGGAUCUCUACUCCGAGAUCGGCGCGGUAACGAGAGCUUCGAAAAUCGAUUUCGACGAGCUGGCAGCGAACAUCGCGAAACUCGAGAGCGAGUGCAAAGCGUCUUGGGACCAUCUCAAGCUCAUUGCGAAGCACGAUGGUUCCACGAUGAUGAAGGUCAAGAUGUCUGAUUUUCUUGCCGAUUGCGCCGAAAGGAUAAUCGUCUUAGGCAUCGUGCAUAGACGUAUCAUAAAUCGUUUUCGCAAAUUUAUCCUGUGGCUCGGUAUACCGUUGCAUAGAAUACAAGACACAAAACCGAACGAGUUCUGCAGGAUUGUGUCUGAAUUCGCUCUGGAGUACAGAACCACGAGGGAACGAGUGAUACAGCAGCUUGAGAAGAAAGCCAAUCACCGAGAACGCAAUAAGACCAGAGGGAAGAUGAUAACGGAGGUUGGCAAGUUCCGUACAAAGGAGGAUCGAGCGGACGCGGAACUCAGACAACUACUUGGCAGUGACAUUUCAGACGUCGAGAGCAUCCACGGCACUUUACCAUGGCGAAGACAGAGAAAAGACGGUCGUAUAAUUCCGCUGGGCCCGGUGCUCAGGGACGAAAGCACCAACGGCAAUUUGGCUGAUGGCGUUGACGAACUAUUGGAAUCUCUAGUGAAAACUGCGACAAAAACACCAACCACCAGAACUACGCCACGCGAGCGCAAAAGGACCAGACACGCCGAUCGUAAGUCUUUGAAGCGAUCGCGCACCCGAGAGAACAACACUACGCCGGAGGGGUAUCAACCCUGAUUGGCCAGCUUUCGUGACUUCUGCGAUUAAGUGCGUAGAACGCUGAAGAACGGUCUCUCGGAAGAGGAGAAGAAACACAUCGCCGCCUACAUCAAAGGCUACUGACUGUGAUAAUACUCGAAGGCCACGAUAUGCUCCCACGAGGCGAAGGAAGGGUGCGACGUCGAUAUCGCAAAGGGGCGAAAUGGCGGAAACUUGGUGAAGACUUCGCAAUCCCCGUCAAGGUCUCGGCUUAGAAUCCUGUCUUCAUGUUCCGGUCAGAGGUCAAACGAUUCGAUGCUUGAUACCACACGAUACGUCGCUAACGUUCGCCGAAUUCGACAUUCGUGUAAAGCCCCCGCGUACACCUCGCGUGUGCACCUUUCGUCCGAUUUAUGAAGACAGAAAAUAAGUACGAAUAGAGGAAAAAAAAAAAUACGUUUUGUUGUGAAUGUUUAGACAAGUAUUAAUCGGUGAUUUAGACUUAAGCAAAUGAUCAAAUAAACAUCUCGAUGCGUCAUUUAUGUGCGAGGAAAAGUAUCUCGCGCAUAUUAAAAUCUAUAGGAAUUUCUAUUUUUAUGGAAAUUUAUUUUUCGUAUAGAUGUCUGUGUUUUAAAAAAAGUUUUUUUGUUUCACGUAAUUGUUUCUUUGCUACCCGUAGAAAUUCCUGGAAGAUUCGAUGGCGCAGUUAUGUAGGACUUUCUUUAUGUUUUUUGCUUUGAAAAGGAAAGAGUUAAGCGCGCAUUGUUUACGUAUUGUACAUUUACGUAUUAUACUCGGUACUUCUCGGAAGAUUCACUCGAAUUGCGAACGACAGGGUCGACUCGACAAUCAUAUAUAUGACACCAUGUGCCUCGAUGAAUUUUUAUGAUCAAUCAAUUUUUAAGAUCGAAUACUCGAGCGAUCGAUGCUUUUAUUCGCGUCGAUUUACAACGAAAUAAUAGCUAUUUUGCAUACGACGUAACUACGUAUAUUCUAGAACGAUUCCUGUCGAAUAGCGAACAUACCGAUAUAUGCCGAACGACGUGAAGUUCUGCCGGCACGACACUUGCCUAGCGAGAGAAGCAACUUAAUUACCUUAAUCAUCAUUUUAUUAUUGCGUUUCGUAGAAGCGCAUAAUCGCAAUCAUUGUAACUCUGUGGAAAUAAUUCUUGGAAUAAAACGAAAAGCAAUUAUAAACUGGC
Molecule: messenger RNA, 9256 nt
Organism: Linepithema humile (Argentine ant)
Lineage: Eukaryota; Metazoa; Arthropoda; Insecta; Hymenoptera; Formicidae
Source: RefSeq, a predicted model, not a curated record